Messenger RNA from Annulohypoxylon maeteangense, 1123 nucleotides. RefSeq names its product nascent polypeptide-associated complex, alpha subunit. The record is from RefSeq and is a predicted model, not a curated record. NCBI's taxonomy places the organism in Eukaryota, Fungi, Ascomycota, Sordariomycetes, Xylariales, Hypoxylaceae. Gene Ontology annotation, biological process: protein targeting to membrane. Bases 127 to 741 code for a protein of 204 amino acids. Gene Ontology annotation, cellular component: cytoplasm; nascent polypeptide-associated complex. The transcript is spliced from 4 exons.
UCCGAAUUUUGUAGAAUUUUAUACGAUUUUACUUCAACUCCUAUCUAUCUAGUCCUCCUUGUCCUUCAUCCCUCCCUCUCAUCUAAAAGAAAUAAAAAAAUAAACCAUCAUAGUUUUACAUUCAAUAUGGCCAACCCGAGGGUCGAGGAACUGCCCGAUGACGAGCCUAAGAAGGUCUCGGUUGAGGAGCAUGAUGACGAUGACAGCUCUGAUUCCGAGAUCGAGGUAGGCGACGGUGGUGCUGCGGGCUCUACAGCCGUCGUUCAUUCCCGUAACGAGAAGAAGGCACGAAAGGCUAUUGAGAAGCUCCACCUCACCCGCGUUACCGGCAUCACUCGAGUGACCCUCCGAAGACCCAAGAACAUCCUAUUUGUCAUCAACAACCCGGAAGUUUACAAGUCGCCCAACAGCAACACCUACAUCGUCUUCGGCGAGGCUAAGAUCGAGGACUUGAACUCAGCCGCCCAGCAAGCCGCUGCCCAGUCCCUUGCGGCUCCUGGCGGUGACCACGAUCACGCUGGCCACGACCAUAGCCACGGCGAACCUAGUAAGGCGGUCGAGGGUGCCGAGGACAAGAAGGAUGACGAUGACGAUGAUGAGGAAGUCGAUGCCGAAGGACUCGAGGACAAGGACAUCGAACUGGUUAUGACUCAAGCCAACGUCAAACGCAACAAGGCCAUCAAAGCCUUAAAAGAGAAUGACAAUGACAUAGUCAAUUCGAUUAUGGCGCUGAGCGUUUGAUGACCGAACCCGGGCAUGACUGAGAUUCAUUUAGGUAUGGAGAAGGGCGGUCUGCAACUUGGGUUCUUUUUCUUCGGCUAGAUGCAUUGCAACAACGGAAAAAAGUAUGCAUUGAGGAAAAAGGAAGUUGGCUUGCUGUGUAUUACAGUCUACGAUACCUGACAAUGGAUUCCCAAGCCGUCGUGAAUGUUUACCGCUUCUAGUUCAAUGACAACUAAAUAUCUUCCUGUGACUCGAGUUCCUUACGCGAUAAAUUUUAUGCGUUGACGCCUUCCGAACUCGUAAUAUCUUGUAAGUAAACCACGGUAGAUUCGAUCAAGGAUUCCUCGUAGGGGAAGAGUCAGUAGUUCUAAAGAUGAAUAUGAAGCUCAAAAUCCGGGAG